This is a messenger RNA of Ficedula albicollis (Collared flycatcher), 4250 nucleotides long. RefSeq names its product zinc finger CCHC-type containing 24 (gene ZCCHC24). The transcript has 4 exons. The record is from RefSeq and is a predicted model, not a curated record. The coding region runs from base 227 to 946 and encodes 239 amino acids. Lineage: Eukaryota; Metazoa; Chordata; Aves; Passeriformes; Muscicapidae. Gene Ontology annotation, molecular function: nucleic acid binding; zinc ion binding.
GGGCGGCAGCGAUGCCUGUGCUGCGCGGAGAGCUGGGGCUGCGCGGGCGCCGCCGGCCUUAGGGCAGCGAGAGCGGCGCGGAGCGGAGCGAGCCCCCGGCCCGUGCUCUCCUCCGGGCGGCCGGGAGGAAGCGCCCCGGGCGGGGACGGGAGAGCGGCACUGCCGGAGCGCGGGGAGGGGGAGCGGCGCCGCGGGGCCAGCCGCGCCGGCGGAGCCGGGGGGAAAGAUGAGCUUGUUGUCAACCAUCGACACCAGCGCCGCGUCCGUGUACCAGCCCGCCCAGCUCCUCAAUUGGGUCUAUCUCUCGCUGCAAGACACGCACCAGGCCAGCGCCUUCGAUGCCUUCAGACCCGAGCCCUCCUCGUCCCAGCACCCCGACCUCGGCUACACUAAGAGCACCCCGGAGCUGGGCUCCUCCCUCAGCUCCAGCUAUCUCAACAGCUUCUUCCAGCUCCAGCGGAGCGAGGCUCUGAGCAGCAGUCUCUACAAGAGUGCAUCCCCUUAUGGCUCGCUUAAUAACAUUGUGGAUGGGUUAAGCUCCCUCACCGAGCACUUCUCUGACCUGUCCCUUUCCUCAGAAACCAGAAAGCCAAGCAAGAGGCCACCUCCUAACUACCUGUGCCACCUCUGCUUUAACAAGGGACACUACAUCAAAGACUGCCCCCAGGCUCGUCCAAAAGGAGAAGGCCUGACACCAUACCAGGGCAAGAAACGCUGCUUUGGUGAAUACAAGUGCCCCAAAUGCAAGAGAAAAUGGAUGAGUGGAAACUCCUGGGCUAACAUGGGACAAGAAUGUAUCAAGUGCCACAUUAAUGUUUAUCCUCACAAGCAGAGACCCCUGGAAAAGCCGGACGGCCUGGAUGUUUCAGACCAGAGCAAAGAGCACCCUCAGCACCUGUGUGAGAAGUGCAAAGUUUUGGGCUACUACUGCCGCCGUGUGCAAUAAACCUUCCAAGUGGCCUCUUCCCAUCCCCAGCAGCCUUCCAGAUUCUCUGGCAGCACGCCAUCAACAGCAGCACAACAGAUCAAGAUAAAAGCUAAAAUAAUUGCCAAUAUUGCCUGUCUAAUAAUAUGCCUUACCAUUAAUAGAAUGUAACAUUUCUCCUGUGCAUGUGCAUGCAUGCAAUAGGUAUUUACAGGACUAUGAUUUGUAUACAUAUAUACGUAAAUUUAUAUAUGUACACACAUAAAGUGUUACUGAUGGUGUUCACAACAGAACUACAGUUACAGGUUCUGCUGAUUGUUUACACAGACCCUAUAUCACAGCCAGGUGAAAUGAAGUACUUCUCAAAAGGCAAGGAAUAAUAUUCACAAGGAAUAUUUGUUACAUGUAUGGCUUUUGCAGAGGUUCAGUAACUGUGGGGCCAUUAAUUGCAAGCACUCACCCACGACACGAACACUGUUCUUAUUAUAUGACAAGACAAAGGAAGAUGAACCAAGCCACAACAUUAAAGGAGAAUUAUUGCUUUCCCAGUUUUAGAAAGUCUUAAGAGUUUUGUGCUGCUGAUUUCUUGGACUUUUUUUUUUUUUUUUACCAUAUCUUGGGCAGGGCUUAGGCAAAAUAAUUUUUGCAGGACGUGGAAAAAAAAGUGAAUAAUUGCUUGAGGGUGUGGGUUGGGUAGAAAGGGAAUGCCAUAAGAUUCCAAGAGGUUUUUGAAGGAGACAAAAUUGGUUUACUUAUGCAACUACCAGAUCCUUCUCUUGUCAUAUAAUCCCACUGACAUGGUCCCUUCUAUGUGCAUGGCACAUUCAAUAGGCCACAAGCACAAUAAAUUUACUAUGAAUAAGGGGAUAAGAAUACUUAAAACUGACCCCAAAAUCCUUAACUGAAAGAUUAGCCAAACUUACUAUUUAUAGUAGUUUUAAAGCCACUUUCUGGAAAUAUUUUUAUGUCCUGUUUUCUACUAUAGAAAUUUCUUAUAAUAUGAAACUUGUUAGCCAUAGGGGUGUUUUGAGGCAUGGAGAACACUCUAUAUAACCCUGUUUCUUUAUGUCUUCCUGAAGCACCUACAUACCUGAGGAGAAAUUUAGGAAUUACAUUUCAUUGUCCCAUUUCAGGUAGAACUUUGCACAGGGUCAGCCUCCUGCAAAGAACAUCUCAUCAGGGAUUGGCAAAUACAAACUGAAAGUACCUCGAGACAGUAUCCUCUUUGUAUGUCUACAGGAGAGUACAUUGGCAAAAGGGCACAACAAGCAAUUCAUUUGUAGCAUUCACUAAAGAAAAUAGAAGGAUAAUGUUUGAAGUUGGGGGGAUUUUUAGAUCAGCAAUUUAUAUUUUUAUGAAGUUUCCUUUAGGGAGAUUGAUUUGUGUGUAUGAUACUUAGGGAAAAUACUUUAAAUCCUAAAUAACUUGAUGUGAACUAAAUUUGUUCUGAGGACUAGUUCCAUAAUGCAAAGACAGCAGGGGGUUUAUGCCAAGUGAUAGCAGGAUGUUACCAGUAUGUCAAGACAAGCUCUUAUAAAGAAAGUAGAAAACUUUUUAUGAGCAUUCAGCUAAGGAACAUGAAGCUCCUGACAAAUUUGCUCCAGGGUGAAACUCCUGCCAUUUCUCUGCUUUCCUAUGGAGCAGGGCAAAAUUGCAUCUGCUUGUUUAGUGGGAGCAGCAUGUACAUAUCUUGCAAACUCCAUUAUUUUAUGGGCAGCCCAAGCAACCCAGCCUGAUGGUCACAGCCAUGGAUGAGCAUCCUGACUGCUGGCUUCUGACCACAGCUCUUCCACAGCUCCCUGAUUUUGGGCAAGUCACAAGAUCCUUCUGGACCUCAGUUUCCCCAGCUGCAAAAUGGGGGUAAUAAUACUUUAGUAUACCUACCUCACAGGAGAGUUGUGAGGUUUACUUAGUAUCUCUUAAGUGUUUGGCAUCACUGGAUGAACAGUGCUAUGUAACGCUAAAAUAGAAUUAACUAAAUUAAUCACUUGGAAACUACUUUUGCCCAGUUGGCAACUCCAACUAAAAUAGCUGGAAAUAAUAUUAUUGAACGUAACACUAAUAAACAGUUCAGUUGCCUCAGUGAAGAUAUGCAGUUUUAGCAUUUUCAAAUGCAAACACAUUCUUUUGCACAGAUUCACAAAUUAACUUAGGGACAAAUUCUCUCAACAAAGAUACUAAUCUGUCUAUACAAAUAAGAAAAUACACAAGCAAAUCUAGGGGUGGAUUUUCUAAGCUUGACCUCUAGGAUUAAUCUCAAUAGUUUGUUUCAAGCAUGAGUAAUUUUGAAAGAGCAGCAUUUUAAACCAGAUCUAUUUUUUCCUCUUGAGCACUUAAUAGUACAUGAACAAAAAAAGAAACCACCUAGAUGGUUCACAUCUAGCUAAAGAACAUGUAGAUGAGAUAAGAUGAAGAAAGGGAAAAUGUUAUUUUAUUGAAACUAAGAUGUUGCUAUCAAACAUUAUGUUCAGUAUUGAAAUAAUCUCCAUGUUAUGAUAACCACUAAAUCCAGUAAAGUAGCACAACUCUUGAUAUAGCUGUAUCACUACAUCACACAUCACCAGGUUCUGACAAAAAGCUGAUUAAAAGAUACCAUUAUAAGCAUUGGUAUUUUCAUGACAGGCCCUGUUUAUCCAGAUUCAACACUGCAAGGCAAUGCCUUUUGCUCAUGGACUUUUAGAUUGUACUAAAAACACACAUGAUCUACUUUAACACAUUUAAUGUCUAUAGGUGUAGCAUAAUAACUCCUAAGAGCAUACUUAUGAGAGUUCAGUAUUUAUAUUAUUGAUGUGUUCCUAGGCAGAAGACAUAUGAAGUAUUUAAGUAAUGCUUAGCAUAUUUGCAAUGGGGAGGAGAGCAGAUUUCCCCCUGCCCUUGCUCGAGUCUGUGCAUUGGAGUUGCUGGAAAAACACAUCCACAUGAGUAAUUGUGUGUGACAGCUUAUGGCUUCUAGUUAGUGGCACAGAAGGGACAUUUCUAAAUUUUCAUUUCAAAAGAAAAAAAAAGAAAGGUUGAUUACAAAAUAUAGAUUUCUUCUAUUCCCUCCCUCCCCAUGCAAAGGUAAUUCACCUAUACAUGCAGUCAGCUCUUUCCAGUGUAAAAAAAAAAAAAGGUAAAUGUGCAGAUUUUUGACUGGAAAAAUGAGGAAUUGGUUUAUUUUUAAAAUUCUCAUGAGUGCUUCCUGAUGUCUUCUAACUAGCUCUGCAUUUAGAGCAUCAGCUAGCUGUCAUUGAAGGCAUCAGUAGACAGUAUUAGAGGUGAAGCAAGCAUCAAUAAAAAGCGUUUUACAUCAAUACAGGCCUUCCUAAACUGAGUAUUCUUUAGG